This is a messenger RNA of Alligator mississippiensis (American alligator), 1590 nucleotides long. RefSeq names its product gastrulation brain homeobox 1 (gene GBX1). Gene Ontology annotation, molecular function: RNA polymerase II transcription regulatory region sequence-specific DNA binding; DNA-binding transcription factor activity, RNA polymerase II-specific. Lineage: Eukaryota; Metazoa; Chordata; Crocodylia; Alligatoridae. The transcript has 2 exons. The record is from RefSeq and is a predicted model, not a curated record. Bases 117 to 1073 code for a protein of 318 amino acids. Gene Ontology annotation, cellular component: nucleus. Gene Ontology annotation, biological process: regulation of nervous system development; regulation of transcription by RNA polymerase II.
CGGCUCGGCGCGGCGCGGCUGGCGGCUCACUGCACUGCUCCGCUCCUGCCAGGCGGCCGCGGGGACCGGACCGGACCGGACCGGGCCGGGCCGGGCCGGGGGCCGGGGGCCGGGCCAUGCAGCGCCCCGGCGGGCAGGGCGCCGCCUUCUCCAUCGACUCGCUGAUCGGGCCGGCGCCGCCGCGCUCCGGCCACCUGCUCUACACCGGCUACCCCAUGCUCAUGCCCUACCGGCCGCUCGUGCUGCCCCCCGCGCCGCUGCCGUCCGCGCUGCCGCCGCUGCCGCUCGCCUCCUUCGCGGGCCGCUUCUGCGCCGGCCUGGGCCAGGCCGUGCCGUCCAUGGUGGCGCUCACGGCGGCGCUGCCCGGCUUCCCCGAGCCCCCCGACGGCUUCUACCCGGCGGCGCCGCAGGAGCUGCCCGCGCCCCGCGCCCCGCCGGAGCCCGGCGGCCGCCGCGCCGACAGCCUGGAGCCCGACGACCUGCCGCCGGCGCGGGACAAGGGCCCCCCCGAGCCGCCGCUGCACUUCCCGGAGCCCUUCCCCGGCCUGGCAGAUGGGAAGGUGUACAGCUCCGACGAGGAGAAGCUGGAGGUGAAGUCGGCAGCGACGCCCUGCAGCGAGCGGGAGGAGGAGAGCUCCGCGGGGGACAGCGAGGACGAGAGCUUCCUGGAUGGGGCCGAGCGCGGCACCCUGGGGCCCAAGCCCAAGCCCAAGGGCAGCACUGGCGGGGAGCAGGCACCGCCUGGGUCCAACCCAGGCAAGAGCCGCCGGCGGCGCACGGCCUUCACCAGCGAGCAGCUGCUGGAGCUGGAGAAGGAGUUUCACUGCAAGAAGUACCUGAGCCUGACCGAGCGCUCCCAGAUCGCCCACGCCCUCAAGCUCAGCGAGGUGCAGGUCAAGAUCUGGUUCCAGAACCGCCGCGCCAAGUGGAAACGCAUCAAGGCCGGCAACGUCAACAACCGCUCAGGGGAGCCCGUCCGCAACCCCAAGAUCGUGGUGCCCAUCCCCGUGCACGUCAACCGCUUCGCCGUGCGCAGCCAGCACCAGCAGAUCGAGCAGGGCAGCCGCCCCUGAGCCCCCGAUGACCCCCCCAGGGGAUGGGGCCACGCGGCGCUCGGCCGCGCAGGACGGGCCCAGCGCCCCGGGGCGCACGGCAGGCGAGUGCCGGGCCCAGCCUGCAGGACUGCGCCGGGCUGGCGGCCAGCGGAGCUCUGGGCCAGCCCCGCAGCAAGAGGCAGGGGGCAUGGACCCCGUGCGGACCCGGGGAGGGGCUGCAGGAGCCACCAGCGCCCCCCCUUCGCUGUAAAUGUCCUCUAUUUAUUCAGUGUAAAGUCUGUACAUAUGAAAUGGUGAGUGUCCGUCUGUCCGUCCGUCUGGGAGAGCCCUGGGCUGCCCCCGGCCCGCGCCAGACUCUGCGCUGCCCAGGCCCGCGUGCAGUGACUGGUCUCGGGGGUCCCCGGGCCCCCACGCUCCGCAUGCCCCCCCAACCCCGCUACAGGCCCAUGCGGCAGCGUCCCCACGCGGUUCAUACCGUGUUGCUGCGGCCAACCGCGUCCGCGCCCUGUCCAUGGAUCGUCGUGACUUCAAUAAA